AUGGAUAGAACUUCCAUCUACGAGCCCUUGUCGGACGCUCGUCAAAUCAGAUUACUCCGGCUGUCUCCAGGCCGCUCCUUCACCGACCCCCUGGACUGCCGUCUCCAUGUGGAAGUCCUCGACCAGGGCGAAGGCGAUGAGAUUCUCCCCUACAUUGCCCUUUCAUACGUCUGGGGUGCGCAGAAGAUCAAAGUGUCCAAGUCGAAGCCACCGCCGCCGACGCCGCCGCAACAGCAGCAGCAUCAGCAGCAGCAGCAGCAGCACAUCAACUGUGAAGGGGUUUACAUACCCAUCACUUGGAAUCUUGACCUCGCUCUGCGGAGCCUUCGAGAGAACCGACUGGCAGAGGAGCACUACCUCUGGGUCGACUCCAUCUGCAUCAACCAGUCCGACCUGCGCGAGAGAUCGCUGCAGAUCUCUCUGAUAUCCGACAUCUACCGGCGGGCGCAGUACACCGUCAUCUGGCUGGGUCCUGGAGAGGCUCCUGAUGUGCCGCCCCUGCUGAAGUGGAAGCGCCCUCAGCUCCGUGCAGCCGCAGCCGCAGCAGCACCAGCGACAGCGACAGCGGUCUGCAGUGGUAGUGGUGGCAAGUCCUUCCAGCGCAAGGAGGUCUUUAGUUGGAAAGGCCUCGACUUUUCCAACAACCCCUUAUUUACAAGACUGUGGGUCUUUCAGGAACUCUUGUUCUCAAGCCGCAUUGUCGCCUUCCAGCGAAACACCGUUCUCGAGUGGGGCUCGCUGGGAGAGAUACUCCAGAUGACCGCCAUCAACAAGGCCCGUGAUGGAGCUUUCGACAGCGAUAUCAUGCGCGCUUCCAUGUUCCACAACCUGACGAGCAACAAGAAGUUCACAGACCUCCUACUUGCUGCCGACUCUGGCUCGUUUAUGGGACGCAUCGAGACCAACCGCAGCCUUGCCAAAGAGCUUAGUCUCGAGAUCAAGAAGAUUCUUGGCUUUUCCCAGAGCUUGAGAUGUUCCGACCCAAGAGAUCGGAUUUAUAUCCUUCUGGGAUUCUUGCGUCGUGUUGGCAUCGACCUGAAGCCGGAUUACUCCCUUUCGAGCACCGAGGUGUUUGCUCGAGCAUACAAUGCGACGCUGCGUUUCUCCGGCUAUUAUCGCGAUGAAAUACCGCGAGCGCCUUCCGAGUACGAUCCUGUCACAGACGACACGGAAUCACAAGACGACGAAUGCAAGCCUGAGGAGGUUCUGAAUUGGGCAUGCAGUGUCGGAGAGUCCCGCCCAGACAGCCCUGGGCUGUAUUCUCCGCUGGUGGACAAGAAACAUGCUUUAGUUCCCUUCGUCGCCGACUAUCGCGCGACCAUCAAGUCGAUCCUGGACAACAAGAACCAAAAGCUCAAACGCAGAGCAUGGAGAAUGCUCUGCAAUGAGUUAACGACCCUCUUUCAAGGAAGGGGCCCUCAUACAACCACCGGCGUGGGAGUAAGUGGCUGUGGCGUCAGUCUGAGCGGUUCAACACCCGUCGGCAGCGAGAUAGCCAAUAACCACAUAGAUCUAUCUCACGCGUCUAAGCUUUCCAAAAAGCGCACUAUCAAGGGCGAUGAUAGUGACGAUGAGGACAAAGAACACCACCCAAAGAAAAGUCGACGACCGAGCGAUCCGAUGGACAAUCACCGCCUGCUUGCUUGCCCCUAUUAUCAACGAGAUUCCAUGGGACCGGGCAUCAAGCAGGCCUGUCGCGGACCUGGAUUCAGAGACGUGUCUAGACUAAAGGAGCAUCUCUACCGGUCGCACUAUCAGCAUCGAUGCCAGAGGUGCGGAGAGGUCUGCGCCAAUGCCCGUGCCUUGGACCAGCACCAUCAGCAAGUCGUGUCCUGCGAGCUACGGCUCUGGCAGCAGGAGACCGACCCUUCUGAGGGAUUUGGCCGUGAGAAGCGGGACGAGAUUAAGCGGCGAUGCACGAGCUCGUGGGCUCAGAUAUACCGCAUCUUGUUCCCCUGCGAUUCGACUAUUGCCAUGCCAUCUCCAUACUAUGACUGCAACGUGACUUUUAUCAGCGUGAUCAGCCAGCUUGAACGCCAUUACGAGCGUGAAACAACACGCCUCCUCGCAGAAAGAUUGCAGCCUAUCCUCGGUACUCUGUCCGACCGACUCGGGACUGCCAUCUGGCAGGAAAUCACGCAAGCCGUCAACAUGGCUAGUGCCGCUGCUAUCCAGUCGUUCCAGCAGACACUUCCCGGUGCGGUAGCUUCCCCUGCUGCCACAGUCGAGUCGAGGCCGACCGCCGUCAAUGAAGCGGGUACUGGAGAUAUCGGGGCGCCGGGGCUUAUGCCAGACGAGAUGCAGAGCUUCCAGGCCGAGAUCGGAUCGAUGCUCCUUGAGUAUGUGGAGGACGCCUCCAUUGCCUCAGCUCAAAGGGACUCUGGCCUGCCCUGGCGCGAGAUGAUGAAUGGCCAUGAAGGCAUGGUCAGCCCGUCCGGCAUGUUUGAUUGGGGAGCUAUUCCCAUGCCUGAGGACGUGGGCGCCGUAAGCUCGGAUAAUGAUGAUACUUUCGUUAUCCUGGGUAGACCGCGUCCUGGCGCCUCUGGCAGGGAGUCGUAG
Thyridium curvatum is the source of this 2559-nucleotide messenger RNA. RefSeq lists its product as uncharacterized. The record is from RefSeq and is a predicted model, not a curated record. Lineage: Eukaryota; Fungi; Ascomycota; Sordariomycetes; Thyridiales; Thyridiaceae. The transcript is spliced from 3 exons. Bases 1 to 2559 code for a protein of 852 amino acids.